Molecule: messenger RNA, 2443 nt
Organism: Saccoglossus kowalevskii
Lineage: Eukaryota; Metazoa; Hemichordata; Enteropneusta; Harrimaniidae
Product: U3 small nucleolar RNA-associated protein 25 homolog
Biological process (GO): maturation of SSU-rRNA from tricistronic rRNA transcript (SSU-rRNA, 5.8S rRNA, LSU-rRNA)
Cellular component (GO): nucleolus; small-subunit processome
Molecular function (GO): U3 snoRNA binding; rRNA binding
Source: RefSeq, a predicted model, not a curated record
AUGGGCGAUUUCGUGGGAGUAAGAGAGGAAGAGGUCAAGCAAGAAAGAAAGGAAAGAAGAAAAAUCCACCACAACAGAGCAGCAGAACAUCCCUUAAAACUAGUUCUAAGUGAAAGUUCCGCUAGUGAAGAAGAAGUACAAGUGUAUCAGCAACUGAUUUCCAGCCUUGAAAACGCUGAAGAAGAAAAACCAAUAGAAAGUGAUGAAGAUGAUUUUGAUGACGAUGAAGAGGACGUUGUAGUAGAAGAAGAAAAAGAAGAACCUAAAUUGGAGGAUAGUAUCCAUGGUGAUGUCACUGUUCAUGAAGAGCAGGAACAAAUAGAUGAAGAGGAAGUGAAGCCUGAUGAUACUAAUGACAUUGUAGCAGAAAGUCAAAAUGAUGAAGAAGAGAGUUCUGACAAAGAACAAGUAGAAAGGGACUUCGGAGAUCAAACAAGGAUGUCAGAUCCAUUUUAUACAAGACUAGGGCUUGAUAUGAGUGAAAAAGUUGCUGAACAGUUAACACUUGGUAAAAUAAUUCAUAGAAAUGAAAUCAAGUGGCCAAGGCUUGGACAGAUGAUAGCAACAUCACAGUGUGAUCAAGAUAUCAAUGUGAAAAUCAGCAAAGAAAAGAAUGUGAAAGAUAUGCAUGUAAGAAAAAGAAUCCUGGAUCAUUUACAAAAGGCGAAUAAACCAUUCAUUACAGAGAAGUCUAGUGAUAUUUUAUCUCCAUUGCAGAGAGAAUUGUUUUCUAUCAUGAACAACUAUCAGGAUUUGAUGUACACAGAAAGAUCCUGCAAAAGUCAAGCUGAAGUGAGAAGCAUAUACUGUCUACAUGUCUUAAAUCACGUUGUUAAAUGCAGAGCCUUGGUUUUGAAACACAAUAAUUUAUUAUCCCAGAAAGAACUUGAUCCAGACUCUGAUGAAACUAAAGACCAAGGCUUGACCAGACCCAGAGUUUUGAUAGUUGUACCAUUCAGGGAAUCAGCUCUACAGAUUGUUGACACAUUUAUUAAAAUGUUGUUACCAGCAGACAAACAACAAGUUGCUCACAGGCAUAGAUUCCAGUCUGAAUAUGGAGAUGAACGACUUAAUCCAUCCAAAUUAGCUAGACCAGAGGACUGGGAGCUUACAUUUGCUGGUAAUAUUGAUGAUCAUUUUAGGAUUGGCAUUGCUAUAACCAGGAAAGGUAUCAGAUUGUACUCAGAGUUCUAUUCUUCAGAUAUCAUAAUAGCAUCUCCAUUGGGUUUAAGAACAUUGAUAGGAGUUGAAGGGGAAAAGCAAAGAGACUUUGACUUUCUGUCAUCUAUUGAUAUUCUUCUUUUUGACCAAUCUGAUGUUUUCCUGAUGCAAAAUUGGGAGCAUAUUCAGCAUUUAAUGGACCAUAUGCAUCUACAACCUAAAGAUUCACAUGGUGUGGAUUUCUCAAGAGUACACACAUGGAUUGUCAAUGAAUGGUCUCAGUUAUACCGUCAGACAUUAUUAUUCAGCAGUGUAACUACACCAGAGAUGAAUGCACUUUAUAGCAAAUACUGUCGUAAUAUCCUUUCAUGUGCAUUGUAUAUCCUGCCAUUUCUGAAGUCACCUGUGUGUAAUCCUGUAUCCAAUGGUAGUAUAUGUCAGAUAGUUACAGCAUUACCACAGGUAUUUCAAAGAAUAGAAAGUUCAAAUUAUUUAGAAUCACCUCAAAACAGAUUUGAUUACUUUACUACUAAGGUUUUGCCUCACUUCCGUGAUCGUGUAAUGUCAGGUACAAUGAUAUUCGUGCCUUCCUAUUUUGAUUAUGUUCGAUUAAGGAACUAUUUUAGAAAGGAAGAAAUCAAUUUUGCACAGAUUUGUGAAUACACAAAGCAAUCCAAUAUUUCCCGUGCCAGAGUGAACUUCUUUGAAGGCAAACGACCUCUAUUGUUAUACACAGAAAGGUUCCACUUUUUUAGAAGGUAUAAAAUCCGUGGUAUUAAGCAUAUUGUCUUCUAUCAAUUGCCAACAUAUCCUAACUUGUACAGUGAACUAUGCAAUAUGAUGAGAGUUGGGAUCGGUAUUGACAACAGUUGUACCGUGGUCUAUUCAAAGUAUGACGUGCACAGAUUAACAGGAGUAGUAGGAACACAACGAUGCGCACACAUGUUGUCAGCUAACAAGAGCAUACACAUGUUUGUAACCGGAGAGGAUAGCUGAGUUGUGAAGUUUUAAGAACCUGAACAUUGUUUAUUUCAAGUGACAAUUACAUUCUAUAGUAGUACAUGAACGAAAGCAAGUGGAGUGGGAGUAGGCAAAAAUGAACGGACGCACUGAAAAGCUUUAAACAUUUUACACAUUGGUCCUAAGAUUAUGAAUGCCAUCAGGGUACAUAUUCAUAUCAUCAAAUAUGUCACACAUUGAACAACACAAAUGUAAAAUUCCUGAGAAUAUAAAAAUUUGACUUACUGUAUCUGUAACAAUAAAUUAAAAAUACAAACUUGAA